AUGACGAACCACCAUACAGGCCAUGGAUCGAGAGGCUCUACUGGCGUCAUCGUAGCCAUUGUCUCGACUUCUAUCGCGUUUGUUGUACUCAGCUUGAGGAUGUUCACGAGGGGUUUAAUCGUUCGCAAUAUUGGACCUGAGGACUUUGUUAUACUCGCUGCUUUUGCAUUGUCUGUUGCACUCACAGCUCUCAUCUGCAUUGAAGUGCAAAAUGGGCAAGGUCGACACUAUUCGUCUGUAUCACCAGAAGAGUUGAAACAGCUGAACAAGGCAUUUUGGGCCAGUGUUCCUGUCUACCAAGCCAGCUUGAGCUUGACCAAGAUUUCUAUUCUGCUUCAAUACCGACGUGUCUUCGUCGGCUCUGACAUCCAGCGGAUCAUCACCGGUUCGAUCGGCGUGAUCGUUGUUUACGGACUAUGGUCUGUGUUCAGCACUGCAUUCAUGUGCACACCAGUGUCCUAUUUCUGGGAUACCAGCAUCAGCGGCCACUGUUUGAGUCGCAUGGGAGUGUGGUUUGCCAAUGCCUCCCUGAACAUCAUUACCGAUGUAGUGAUAUGUCUGAUGCCAGUGCCUGUCCUGAACCGGCUUCUGCUUCCGCGCAAGCAGAAGUAUGCACUUAUCGCUGUGUUCUGUUUGGGACUUUUCGUCUGCCUGACUUCUAUCCUACGACUCAAAGCACUCUAUCAAAUCUCCGUCUCCACCGACAUCACCUGGGACAACACACCCGCAGCAUACUGGUCCUCAUUGGAAGCCAACUUUUCUGUCGUUGCCGCCUGCCUGCCCACCCUUCGCAAAACCAUAUCACGCUUCUUCCCUCGCUUGUUCUCGUCACACUCGAAUUCCGACUCCAAUCAUCGAUACAUCCCCUCUCGCAAACCCAAAACCAAGUCACGCACAAACAACGACACAAGUGGCUUCGCCAAAUUCGCCAUCACAUCACACGCCGCGCAAGCGGAAUGGGAACAAGGUCUGGAGACCCAAAACGGCAAUGCUCGAGGAUUGUCACACAAGGUUGAGAUGGACACCAUCAUACAAAAGACAAGAUUGAGCGAUGACAGCGAGGAUGGCAAGACGAUGGUAGAAAGCGAACUCGAGGACGGGCGCAUCAGAGUCAUGACUACCAUCGUUACGCACGAGUUGACACCCUCGGUGUCUGAGAUGGAUUCAUCGAUAGAUCCGAGCUCAUCAGCUUCGAAUCCGAAAGAGAGGCAUCUCGUAUGA
This is a messenger RNA of Aureobasidium vineae, 1221 nucleotides long. NCBI's taxonomy places the organism in Eukaryota, Fungi, Ascomycota, Dothideomycetes, Dothideales, Saccotheciaceae. The record is from the annotation of a GenBank genome assembly.